Phragmites australis (common reed) is the source of this 4580-nucleotide messenger RNA. Its product is annotated as lysine-specific demethylase JMJ705-like. Gene Ontology annotation, molecular function: histone H3K4me/H3K4me2/H3K4me3 demethylase activity. Gene Ontology annotation, cellular component: nucleus. The record is from RefSeq and is a predicted model, not a curated record. The transcript has 7 exons. The coding region runs from base 227 to 4270 and encodes 1347 amino acids. Gene Ontology annotation, biological process: chromatin remodeling. NCBI's taxonomy places the organism in Eukaryota, Viridiplantae, Streptophyta, Magnoliopsida, Poales, Poaceae.
AGCGAGACGCCGCAGGCAGGCAGGCAGCGCCACUCCGCGGGCGAGCGGCAACACCAACAGCAGCGCAGCGGCGGUUGCAGUAAAAGCACGCGCUCCUCUCCCCUGCCCCUCGCACUCCCAAACCCACGAACCCCUGCUCUGCUCCGACCGAAUGCGCGAGUAACGCCGCGCUCGCCCGCCCGCCGGCGAGAUCGAACCCCCACCCGACGAAGGAACGGCCGGCGCGAUGCCGUCCUCGUCCGGCGAGCAGGUGCCCCCGUGGCUCAAGUCCCUCCCGUUGGCGCCCGAGUUCCGCCCCACGGCGGCCGAUUUCGCCGACCCUAUCGCCUACCUCCUCAAGAUCGAGCCCGCCGCCGCGCCCUUCGGCAUCUGCAAGGUGGUGCCCCCGCACCCGCCGCCGCCCAAGCGGACCACCCUCGCCAACCUCUCCCGCUCCUUCGCGGCGCUCCACCCGGACGACGCCUCCCCGACAUUCCCCACCCGCCACCAGCAGCUCGGCCUCUGCCCGCGCCGCCCGCGCCCGGCGCUCAAGCCCGUUUGGCUCUCCACCCACCGCUACACGCUCCCGCAGUUCGAGGCCAAGGCCGCGGCUUCCCGCAAGGCGCUGCUCGCCCGCCUCAACGUCCCCGCCUCCAAGCAGCUCUCGCCGCUCGACGUCGAAGCGCUCUUCUGGCGCUCCGCGGCCGACCGCCCCGUCGCCGUGGAGUACGCCAGCGACAUGCCCGGCUCCGGGUUCGCACCCUGCCUCGCGGCGGCGGCGCAGGGGAACGUGGGCGAGACGGCGUGGAACAUGCGCGGCGUCGCCAGGAGCCCCGGCUCGCUGCUGCGGUUCAUGCGGGAGGAGGUGCCCGGGGUCACCUCGCCCAUGCUCUACGUUGCCAUGAUGUUCAGUUGGUUCGCGUGGCACGUCGAGGACCACGACCUGCACAGCCUCAACUACAUGCAUUCCGGGGCACCCAAGACGUGGUACGGGGUGCCGUGCGACGCUGCGCUCGCGUUCGAGGAGGUGGUGCGCGUCCACGGCUACGGCGGGGAGGUGAACUCCUUAGAAACGUUUGCAAUGCUGGGGGACAAGACGACGGUGCUGUCCCCUGAAGUGCUCGUGGGCUCAGGGAUUCCCUGCUGCAGAUUGGUGCAGAAUGCAGGGGAGUUCGUAGUCACUUUCCCCGGAUCAUAUCACAGCGGUUUCAGUCAUGGAUUCAACUGUGGGGAAGCAUCAAAUAUAGCUACUCCUCAAUGGUUGAGAGUCGCGAAAGAGGCAGCAGUCCGCAGAGCUUCAAUCAAUCGUCCUCCCAUGGUUUCACACUAUCAAUUGCUCUAUGAACUUGCACUGUCAAUGUGCUUGAGGGAUAUGUCCAGUGGGGCUAUGGAACCACGGAGUUCUAGAUUAAAGGAGAAGAAGAAAGGUGAAGGGGAACAAUUGGUCAAACAGAUAUUUGUCCGAAAUGUUAUUGAGGACAAUAAGCUGCUUAGUCAUUUUCUGAGUGAUGGGUCUUCUUGCAUUAUUCUUCCAACAAAUGCCCAUGAUGGUCCUGUACUAUCAACUUUACUCUCAAAAUCUCAGUCAAAAACUAAAUUUAGGAUGACGGAUGGCCUGUGCAGUAACGGAGAAGCACCAAAAGACUCAGGAUGCUUACCACUGAAUGGAGCACUUGGUAAGAAUGGGGCAUUGUCUUCAUCCAAAGGAAGUUCAUUAUCAGUCUGCUCAGGGAAGGAGUUCCCACCUACAACAUGUAUGCAUGACUGUGUAAACAUGUCUAGCUCCCUAGAUGCACAUAAUGCAGAAAUUGAUGAGGCCGAUUUUAUCAGUGCUGCUGGCCUUUUAGAUCAGGGUUUAUUGUCCUGUAUCACUUGUGGGAUUUUGAGUUUUUCAUGUGUGGCUGUGAUCAAACCAACAGAGUGUGCAGCAAAAUGGUUGAUGUCUGCUGAUUAUAAUUUGAUCAAUAAUCAACUUGUUGGUUCUGGAGAAAGUCAUCUGGCAGAUGCAUUAAGAAGUGUGAGCACAAGUAAUGGCAUUUUAUGGUCUGAUUUUGAACUGAAUGGCAGCAAAAUAAUUUCUGAUGCUGCACCUCUGAAUAGGAAUUCUGCUCUUGAUCUUUUGGCAUCAGCUUAUGGAGGUCAAUCAGAUUCUGAUGAAGAUGUUCUGAACAAAAAAAUUCAGGUCUGUAAUGACUCCAAUGAAUUAUUGAGUAACAUGAUUGAAUCACAACCCAAUAGUACAAGUAGUUCAAGUAAUGUUGAUUGCGAUGGAACAAAGGUGUCCUCAAGUAGCAAAGAAUGCCAACAACGGCCAUCUUCCCAGAGCUCACAGUGUAUCGGAUGCCCAAAUACCUUGAAUGGACCAAUAGGUGUUCGCACAAGAAAUAAGUAUCAACUUAAGAUGGUGCUUUCUGAAGGUUUUCAACCAAAAGAUAUGUAUUCCUCAAUGCAAAAGAAGGUUCAAUCUGAACCAUCAAGCUCAAACAAGAGUUCAAUGGAACCACUUUGUGUAACAGAUUAUGAUGCUAGUCAUAACAGUGCUACAAUCUCUAUGGAUGGUAACAGAAGCUCUACAAUUAUGAUGAACAACUUAGCUACAUCGAUCGUGAAAUCUGAUAAGGAUUCAUCAAGAAUGCAUGCAUUUUGUCUUGAACAUGCUAUCGAGGUUGAAAAGCAACUUCAAACUAUCGGCGGUGCCCAUAUUGUUCUUUUAUGUCAUCCAGAAUAUCCCAAAAUAGAAGCAGAAGCAAGAUUGUUGGCUGAAGAAAUGGAAGUUGAGUAUGAUUGGAAGGACAUUUAUUUCAGAGAGGCCAGCAUGGAGGACAAGGAGAAGAUACAGGAAGUUGUGCGAGAUGAGGAAGCAAUACUAACAAAUAGUGAUUGGGCUGUAAAACUGGGUAUUAACCUUUACUAUAGUGCUAAUCUUGCUAAGUCUCCUUUAUACAAUAAGCAAUUGCCGUACAACAGAGUCAUCUAUAAGGCAUUUGGCUGCAAUUCUCCCAAUAACUCACCAGUAAAGCUGACGACUUAUGCCAGAAGACAAGGCAGGCAGAAGAAAGUGGUCUUGGCUGGCCGGUGGUGCGGGAAAGUAUGGAUGUCAAACCAGGUCCAUCCUUACUUGGCACACAGGAUUGAAAGUCGCGAGCCAGAAGAAACAGAUGGAUAUCAUCUUGAUCAGAAACCCAAAGCUGAAGCAGUUGACAAUUCAAGUAGAGAGGCAGCCUCCACAAGAAAGAGUAGCAGCAGGGCAGUUGAAGGAAAAACAAGCAAGAGGGAGAAAGAACCUGUGGAGAAACCAAACACCAAGAAGACAAAACAUACUGAAGAGGACAAUUCCAAGUCAUUUAUAGGUGCUGCAGAAGCCUCUACAAGAAAGAGUAGUAGCAGAACAGUUGUAGAACAAACAAGCAAGAGAGAGAAAGAACCUGUGGAGAAAGAAAACACCAAGAAGCCAAAACAUACUGAAGAGGACAAUUCCGAAGCAUUAAAAGAUGCUUCAGAAGACUCCUCCCCAUCACCAGCUGGGAUGGUACUCCGUAGUAGCUCUAGGAUUGCCAAUAGAAAAAACAAGCUGAAAUCAAAGAUGGAAGAAGAGGAAAAUGGUCCAGCUAGCCGUCCAAAGUCAAUGGUUAAAGAGGAUAAUGAUGAUUCUGCUAGCCAUUCGAGAGCAAGAUCGAUAAGGCAGAACACUAAAGUAGCCCCGAAGAAGCAAACGAAGAAAACUAGAGGAGAAAAGCGAAGUUCUCCAAGUCUAACUGUUCUAAAGGAUGAAGAAGAACAACCAUCUGAUGUCGAGGGAUGUUCUAAGAGUUCAAUCACAAAACAGCAGCUGUCUGUACAUAAGCAGAAGACUAAAGUAGAAGCAAAGAAGCAAAUGAAGAAAAGUAGAGAAAGUAGAAGGGCCCCAAGUUCUCCAAAGCAUGAAGAAGAGUACACAUGCAAUAUUGAGGGCUGUUCGAUGAGUUUUGGCACAAAACAGGAACUGUCUUUGCAUAAGCGUGAUAUCUGUCCAGCGAAGGGCUGUCGCAGGAAGUUCUUCUCGCACAAGUAUCUGCUGCAGCACCGUAAGGUUCACACUGAUGACCGUCCGCUGAAAUGCUCAUGGAAGGGUUGCAAUAUGGCAUUCAAGUGGACAUGGGCAAGGACAGAGCAUAUGAGGGUCCAUACGGGAGACAGGCCCUACGUUUGCCACGAGCCAGGGUGUGAACAGACAUUCAGGUUUGUCUCCGAUUUCAGCCGUCACAAGCGCAAGACAGGUCAUUUAGCCAAGAAGGCAAAAACAAAGAAAUGAGCCAAAGCAGCAGUAACUUACAGUAGUUGUGGAAGGAACAGGAGAAAGGUUGUAUAUUCCAUUGGUACCCAGAGCCCAUGGUAGAUUGGUAGUCUCUGCUCACAGUUUCAUUAGUUACUAGUUAGUUUAGCACUGAUCUCUGUUUAACGGAUUCCAUUGGGGCCACAAUCAAUGUGCUCCCCUGUCACUAAUUUGGUUAUCAUUCACUAAUUAUCAUAGUUAGCCAUGCUCUCCUCUGCUGUUUGAUGCAUUGGCUCUUGGCACAGUAGCACCUACGUUCAUGGUUAACUAUAAUAUAUUCUCAUCUGUC